Sinocyclocheilus anshuiensis is the source of this 580-nucleotide messenger RNA. Its product is annotated as barttin-like. Gene Ontology annotation, cellular component: basolateral plasma membrane. Gene Ontology annotation, biological process: chloride transport. Bases 1 to 525 code for a protein of 174 amino acids. Lineage: Eukaryota; Metazoa; Chordata; Actinopteri; Cypriniformes; Cyprinidae. The record is from RefSeq and is a predicted model, not a curated record. The transcript has 3 exons. Gene Ontology annotation, molecular function: chloride channel regulator activity.
AUGGCAGAGAACAAGCCGUACCGUUAUGGGCUCAUCGUUCUUGGGAUGGCGUUUGUGGCAUUGGGUCUGUUCAUGAUUUCUGUAGAGAAGCCACAGGUGUUCGCCACGUUCUGCGCUGCGGGAGUGAUAAUGGUGGUUAUGGGGACCGUCUGGUCGGUGUGUCAGUGUUACCCCAGGGUGACUGUCAUACUGCCAGAUAAGGAAAAGCUCUGUGGGGCUGGAAAACAGGACUUGAGUGCUGGAAGCUCAGAUGAAAAAAGUCCAACGAAACCAAUAACAGCUCCUUUGGCUGGCUUCUGUGAUGAAGAAGUAGAAAUAUCGACAGAUCCAAAACUCCACACAGAGAACAAACACAGGGAGCGUGUCAUAGUCCUCCACACAUGUCGAAGCUCUCCCAGUGUUCUGGCCUGCUCCAGCACUCCUCUGACAGACAGAAGAACUCCACGACCAGACCCCAACAGAGAGAUGUACUAUGGGAAAGUGGAGGACUCAUGUUACUACACAUCUGAGCUGGAGAGUGAAUAGUUCCUGCUGCUCCUAAUGUCCAAAUCAUCAUCUACAUAUGACUUAAGACAAGAUU